This is a messenger RNA of Penicillium atrosanguineum, 2514 nucleotides long. RefSeq lists its product as uncharacterized. Gene Ontology annotation, molecular function: RNA binding. NCBI's taxonomy places the organism in Eukaryota, Fungi, Ascomycota, Eurotiomycetes, Eurotiales, Aspergillaceae. The transcript is spliced from 3 exons. The record is from RefSeq and is a predicted model, not a curated record. Bases 1 to 2514 code for a protein of 837 amino acids. Gene Ontology annotation, cellular component: mitochondrial inner membrane.
AUGCAGCGAGCAUCUUUUGCGAGAGCAGCCUCGACUGCGUGGGCAACUCCACUGCGCUGUACUACCACUAAUGUCCAUACUCAUGGCCUGGGGUGGAGAUCAGCGCCGCUUUGGAGACGCUCGCCAGUCGGUGCGCGGUCGACGUCCUCGGUUAAGUCUGGACAUAUCCAGCUUGAAGAGAAUGAGGGUAUUCUCUAUGUGAAUACUCCAGACAUUUUCCCUCAGCGACUCCAAUGGUUCCUGCGGGGUCCCCUUAGCCAUAUCCAACCUCUCGAAGGAAUCUUAAAGAAGAUUAACAACCCCAAUUUCGCUGCAUCGGACCCCACGCGCAUCGCUGAGCGGGCACUGCCAAAGGAACUAGGCCUUGAAAUCAAAGAAGUGGUGACUCGCUACAAAGAAGGUGGUGCAUUCGUCAAGUAUGCACGGAAUCCCGGCGUCAGCGACGAGGAGGUCAAAGCCGCAGCUCAGGACUACAUCGCGAAGAAUCCCAUCAGGCCCUGGUUCAAUCCAUUUCAAACCGCUGAUGCAGAUCUGGUACGUGGGCGACCUUGGAUUGAGGAUCUAUAUCGACUUCCCAGCCAAACCUUGAGAGUGGAGUUCUUGCCCGAUUCCACUGAGGGUCCUGCUGGAGAAUUAACACAAGAAGCGCUGUAUUCUCUUUUUCGUCCCUUUGGAAAGCUACUGGAUAUCCAGCCACAGCCUUCUGAUUCCAAGAUCGCACCAAGGUACGCCACUCUGCGAUUUAGUCGACCCCGGUACGCGGUGAUGGCAAGGAACUGCAUGCACGGGUAUACUGCCUUUGAAAAAGAGGGUGGUGGCAAGACAGGCACUAGGUUCAAAAUCAACUAUGAGCGCAAGAUCAAGUUCUCUAUGAUCAAGGAUUGGCUCUUCAGCCACCCUAGACUUGUGAUCCCCGCCGUGGCAGCACUGGUGGCCACAAUCACGGUCAUUAUCUUCGAUCCUAUCCGUACCUUCUUUAUCAAAAUGAAGAUCAAGUCCACCCUCCACACUGAGGAUAACGCGGUUUUGCAGUGGAUUCGCAGACAAGCAGACAAGGCCAACAUGCUUUACUUUGGCCACCGCAAAGCAGAUCCUCGGGGUCUAUCUGCCAUCUGGGAAGACCGGCAGAAGGACAUCAACCAGCUGCAAGCUUGGCUUACUGAGACGGCGGAGACAUUCAUCGUUCUUCAUGGUCCCCGUGGCUCUGGAAAGCGAGAGCUUGUCUUGGAACAGGCACUGAAGGACCACAGCUACAAAGUUGUUAUCGACUGUAAACAAAUCCAGGAUGCUCGCGGCGACACUGCCAAGAUCUCUCGAGCAGCUGCGCAGGUUGGCUACAGACCGAUCUUCUCCUGGAUGAACAGUAUCAGCAGCUUCAUUGACUUGGCAGCGCAAGGAAUGAUUGGUACCAAGGCUGGCUUCUCGGAGACUCUCGAUGCACAGCUUAGCAAGAUUUGGCAAAACACUGCAGUUGCUAUGAAACGAGUCGCGUUGGAUGGCAGGAAAAAGGAUGAUAAGGAUGCAAACCUGGGCGAGGACGAGUAUCUCGAAGCACACCCUGAGAAGAGACCUGUUGUGGUCAUUGACAACUUCGUCUAUAAUUCCGAAGACAGUGUUGUACUGGACAAGCUCACAGAGUGGGCCGCUGGUCUGACCACGGCCAACAUUGCCCAUGUUAUUUUCUUGACCACUGAUUCAUCCUUCGCGAAGCCUCUCAGUAAAGCUCUUCCGAACCAGGUCUUCCGCACUAUCACCCUUGGUGACUGUUCGCUUGAUGUUGGCCAUCGCUACGUGAUGAGCCAUUUGAAUUCUGGGUCCGCGGAAGAUAAAAAUGACCCAACCCAGAAUGAGAAGCAGUCCCUCGAAGGACUCGAUGACUGCAUUAAGGUCUUGGGUGGAAGAGUCACUGAUCUGGAGUUCAUGGCUCAUCGGAUUGAGGCUGGAGAGACCCCUCAAGCCGCUGUGGACCGAAUCGUCGACCAGUCCGCCUCAGAGAUUAUGAAAAUCUUCAUUCUGGGAGGCGAAUCAGCCUCACCCCAAUGGUCACGCGAGCAGGCAUGGCACCUCAUCAAAUCAAUCGCACAUGCCAAGGACGGUGCCCUGCUAUAUAACAAGGUCCUCCUUUCCGAUCUGUUCAAAAGUGAUGGCGAGGCAACUCUCCGAGCCCUUGAGCAAGCCGAGCUCAUCGCCGUCGGAUCUGAGCGAGGCUUCCCACGAUGGAUCAAGCCCGGCAAGCCCGUCUACCGAGCUGCAUUCCAGCGUUUAACUGAGAACAAAACCUUAGAGGGCCGCCUGGAUCUGAUGAUUCUCGCGCAGCUGAUCAGCGACGAAAACAAGAGUAUCGGCAAGUAUGAGGAGGAGUUGCAGGUGCUCGGCUCGCUGCCAAAGCAUCCUUGGGAACUUACCUCGCGCAUCGAGUGGCUUCUGCGCAAGGUGCAAGGAUCGCAGACAAAUAUCCAGAAGUACGAAGCCCAGAGCGCUAUCUUGAAGAAGAUGCUACAGGGCGAGAAAUAA